This is a messenger RNA of Fusarium redolens, 727 nucleotides long. RefSeq lists its product as uncharacterized. Lineage: Eukaryota; Fungi; Ascomycota; Sordariomycetes; Hypocreales; Nectriaceae. The transcript has a single exon. The record is from RefSeq and is a predicted model, not a curated record. The annotation marks the transcript as partial.
CUCAAGUCAAGAAAGGCACUGGUCUCUCAACUCAACUGACCUCCUCCUUCACUCGAUCCCCUUCUUUCGUUUUUACUUCAAACCACUUUCGUUGCUGAAAGGCCUGCAGUUGCCUGUCAUGCAUAUCAAAUACCUCCUCAUCAAUCUUUUCGCCCUGACCGUCUCGGUCAAGGCUCUCCCCGAUGCUGACAACGACUUCGGUCUUGAGGCUCGGGAUGACUCCGACGCUCUUCAGCAGCGCUGGGACUGUGGCCAUGACGCCAAGCAAGUCUACGGCAAGUGCGUCUGCAACGACAAGCAACUCACCUGGGACGGCAAGAAGUGCGUCUGCCCCAAGGGUACAACCUGGGAGUACGGCAAAUGCGUGCCUAACAAGCCCUAUUGCCACAAGCCUCAGACCUACAACCCUCACACCAAGAAGUGCGAGUGUCCCUACGGCACUGAGUGGAAGUAUGGAAAGUGCAUCCCCAAGUGUCCUCAUGGUCAGUCUUACGACAAGGAUCAUGGCAAGUGCGUCUGCCCCAAGGGCACUGAGUACAAGUACGGCAAAUGUAUCCCCAAGUGUCCCCACGGCCAGUACUUCGACAAGCACCAGUGGAAGUGCGUCUGCCCGACGGGUACAUCUUGGAAGUACGGCAAAUGCGUAAAGGACUGCCCCAAGGGACAAUACUACAACCACCACAAGGACAAGUGCGAAUGCAACAAGGGCACUGAGUGGAAGUAUGGC